AUGCAAUUUGGCGUGUCCCUUUCCGCCAUCGCCCAACAGCCGGUCGGCGCCGAUAUGCAGCAGGCGUUCGCCGACAUCUGCACCUACGUCGGUGCGGCGCGCGACUUGGGUUUUGACCUGGUCUAUCAGGGUCAGCACUACCUGACCGACCCAUACCAGCAAUUGCAGACGAUGCCGCUGCUGGCGCGCAUCUCCGCCGAGGCGCGCGGCAUGGGGCUGGUCGCGACGAUGCUCGUGCCCCUGCACCAUCCGGUGGACCUGGCCGAGCGGGUGGCUACGAUGGACGUAAUUACCGGCGGCAAGUUCACCCUGAGCGCGGCGUUGGGCUACCGGGAUGAGGAGUAUGACAAUUUCGGCGUGCCCCGACGCACCCGGGUGAGUCGCUAUCUGGAGUGUCUGGAGGCGAUGCGCUUGCUGUGGUCGGGCGAGAAGGUGAAUUACGACGGCCAGUAUUUCCAGCUGCGCGACGCCCAGCUGAUGCUGCGUCCGGUGCAGCAGCCGCAUCCACCGAUUUGGGUGGCCGCCAACAGCGAUGCGGCCAUCACCCGCGCGGCCCGGCUGGGGUACACGUGGUACGUGAACCCACACGCCAAGUACGAGACCAUCAGCCAGCAGGUGGAGAUGUACCACGAGGCUGCCGGAGCCGCUGACUCGGGCGCGCCGGAGCGGUUGCCCAUCGGCCGUGAGGUGUUCGUGGGGCGCACGCACGAAGAGGCGUUUGCCAGCGCGACGCCGUACCUGGGCGGCAAGUACGAGGCCUACGCCCAGUGGGGUCAGGACAAGGCGCUACCGGGCAACGAGAACUUCCGGGAACCGUUCGAGGAUCUGGCGCGCGACCGUUUCGUCAUUGGCAGUCCCGACGAGGUGGUGGAGGAGCUAUCCCGUUACCGGUCCUUGGGCAUGUCCCACGGCUGCUUCCGCAUGAUGUGGCCGGGGAUGCCGCUGGCAGACGGCGUAGCCAACCUGGAACUGUUCGCCGAGCGGGUGGCGCCGCAUUUGCGGGAAGACUAG
This is a messenger RNA of Geodia barretti, 1011 nucleotides long. The record is from the annotation of a GenBank genome assembly. NCBI's taxonomy places the organism in Eukaryota, Metazoa, Porifera, Demospongiae, Tetractinellida, Geodiidae.